AUCGCGUCCGCCGGAACUGCCCAACGCAUCCAUUUUCUGUUCGUCUUCCUCGAUCCGAAACGGAAACCCCCUGCGUGCCCCGCUCCCCCGGCUCAUUCAUUCCCCAUCUCGUCUUCUCCCCAGUCCCCAACCCAGACGACAAAACCCUAGCCUCCUCUUCCGUGGGAUGGGAUGCCGUCCAAACCCUACCCCGACCCCCUGACCGCCGCCGCCCCCGCGACCUGGAUGUCCGCAUGGACGGUGUCCGGGCGCUGAUCGCCGCCGGGGCCACCGCCGUCUGCUGCCUCGUCGGCGCCUUCUGGGCCUUCCGCUCCUCCUCCCCCUCCUCCUCCUCCAAGACGCAGCAAUCCCCUUCCCUGAACUGCUGCGGCUGCGCCUCCUGCGGCUGCCGCGCCGCCAGGUCCGCCAACGGCGAGAUGGCCGUGGGCGGUGAGAACAAGAAGAAGGCGCAGGAGCCGGCCCCGCCUGAGGGAGGCGGCGGCGGUGCCUCCAUGAUGGAGCAGCUCGUCCCCGAGAUCACCACCCACGCGCUCAGCUAUCUCGACUACACCAGCCUCUGCCGCCUCUCCAUGACCAACUCCGCCAUGCGCCGCGCCGCCAACGACGACGGCGCCUGGAAGGCGCUCUACCACAAGGAUUUUACGGUGGAGCAGGGUACUAUAAAUCCACCUAAUGGAUGGAAGGCAUACUAUGCUGCUACAAAAGCCAUCAUGAAUCUUAAUGCAGAGUUCUAUAAUAUCAUCAGGGAAGGUUCUUUGCCAGCAAUGAGCCGAUUUUGGCUUAAUGCAGAUUAUGUUAAGUGUAUUCAUGCGAAUGGGGAGUUCUUUACUGGAUACAAUGCGGUGAUGGGGGGCUGGAGCUUGCUGUUCAACUGGGGCCAAGAUGGAGGACAGGGCGUUGGUUUCCAGAUACGGGAUGUCCGGGUUCGUGUCCUUGGUGAGGUGGCGUGGGUCAACUUGAAGGCAAACAUCGACCUCGACCCUGUGCUGUGCCAUGUGACGAAUGUGUUUGAGUUCCGCAACGGCAGGUGGUAUAUGGUUCACCAUCACAGCUCGCUGAUGGCUGAACCUGCUCCGCACAAUAUGUUUGGUUGAAGCUGGAGAAGGAAAACAAGAAAUCUUCCUGAGGUAGCAUGAUGGCGUGUCUUCAUGACAUGUGUUAGAUUGUCGGAUGUAUUUGAGGAGAGAUUUCCUUCCCCCCAUCGUUUCUCUCGGUUCUGGAUCUCCUGUUUGUUGAUAUUGCGGGUCUGGAUCUCCGUGCUGCAGUUCUGUAUAAAUGUGUCUUAGGUGUUAACUUAAUUGGUGAAUGAAAGGUUAUGGCGCCCUAUGGGCUGCGGCUGACUCA
Setaria italica (foxtail millet) is the source of this 1344-nucleotide messenger RNA. RefSeq names its product F-box protein SKIP8. Bases 234 to 1094 code for a protein of 286 amino acids. The record is from RefSeq and is a predicted model, not a curated record. Gene Ontology annotation, molecular function: protein binding. The transcript is spliced from 3 exons. Lineage: Eukaryota; Viridiplantae; Streptophyta; Magnoliopsida; Poales; Poaceae.